UUCGCAUCUGACGAAUCUGCUGGAAAGUGAAACGCACACAUCCCCACAGACAAAGGACAUUGACACCCCCCAGUAAACACGAUCCCCUGUUUAUCCACAUCACCGAUACUUCCUACAGUGGUAUAUGUCCAAGAACUUGUUAGAUUCACUGAGUAAAUCACUGAAAGCAGUGUUACUUAUUGAAGGAACUAACGUUACUCCACCCAAUUGUCCAUUCAGCGCCAUCCAAUAGGAGCAGCUCUCGGAUUAUAUAUAGUACUAUACAGUCCAAAACCAUAAAUAGGCUAUAGUAGACUUAAAUCAAUAGGCAUUAGAGCGCACACUGCUCACCACUGGCUUCAGGGAUCUUACCAAGAACGAGAACCAGUUCUUCGAGAUCUAUAAACCAUGGCGACCGCACCCGCAGCAAACAUGUACGGACCUUCUGCACCCCCUCCAAACAUGUUCGAUACUGUCCCAGGAUAUGAAGGAACUUUGGCUGGCGGAGGCGGUGGGUAUCUUCCACCUCCCAUGCCAUCUGUACCAAUGCCAGCACCUGAACAGCCCCCCAGCCCAGACUGGCAUAUACCCUCCAUCUCAGAGGACAGGGCACGUGAAGCUUUCGCAGCAUACGUCUCCAGCAAGUGCUGCUAUAGUUCUGCCCCCGUCAAAGAUGGAGUAUUAACCAAUAUGGAGUCCUUUAAUACCUACAGGUAUCGCUUGGAGACGUUCACGGAGUCCAGAUCUACUGAAUGGAGUCAGGAGCCUUACGCAGGUCAGCCUGUGGAUGCUGGUCUUCAGCCUGCUCCAGGUCCCUGGCAGAUUGCAGCUCAACCUCCGGCCUUCUUUCAAGAGCAGAAGCAGACAAUUAAAGUGCCCUUUACUUCCUCAGUCAAGAACUGUCACUUGUGUCUGGGAAGGGGAAGAAGCCCCUGUACCAACUGUGCUGGAGCUGGAAAUAAAGUCUGUUGGGUGUGUAAUGGUUCUGGUAACCGUAGUGGUGAAGACCGCUGCUCGCACUGCAAUGGGCGCGGACGUGAAAACUGUACUUCAUGUAGCGGCAGCGGCUCCUCCCAGUGUACCACCUGUCAUGGAAAGAGACAGCUGCUCGUCUUCAUCAACCUGAAUGUUAAAUGGAGCAUAGAGAAGGAUGAUUUCGUAGCGCAAGAUUCAAGUGGUCUGAAAGUGGAAAAACUGCAGGAGGUUUCUGGGAAGGAGCUCUUUAAAGACGCCCAGUAUAUGGUCUAUCCAGUGAGGGGCUUUCCAGAUGUUUCUGUUGCACAAGCUUCUGAGCGUUUAAUAAGAGAACAUCAGGGGAAAUAUGCCCAAACAUCCCGCAUUUUACAACAGAGGCAGACGAUCGAGCUCAUUCCCAUAACCAAAGUGAACUACAGGUGGAAAGGAAAGCCUAAUUUUUACUAUGUGUAUGGAAAUGAGUUUAAAGUGAACGCUGAUGACUAUCCCGCCACCUGCUGCUGUUCUGUCAUGUAACAUCAAAUACACCUGACCUGGACAGUAGAAGUACAAUAUAAAUACUGUACAUCCAUUAAGAUGAACAAGUGUAAUGUAUUUGGGCUUGAUCAAUAUACAUCCUAUAUAUCCCAGAAUCAUGACAUGUUUAGAUGACAGACACAAAACUCAGGCUGCCCGAAUGGGGCAUUGUAUAUGCAGUAUAUGCAGCUUAAUCAUUUACACUGUAUGUUACAUUUUAUAUCACCUGACUCAAUAUGACCAAAUGUGGAUUACUUGUAGAUUGCAUGCAUUUUUCUAACUAUUGAAGAAUGUGAAAUAUAGUAAAUCUUAAAAAAAAAAAAAAAAGCCAAUGUAUUAAGUUUAAUAAAGUCAUGAGAAAACACCCCAAAA
Molecule: messenger RNA, 1842 nt
Organism: Carassius gibelio (silver crucian carp)
Lineage: Eukaryota; Metazoa; Chordata; Actinopteri; Cypriniformes; Cyprinidae
Product: protein SSUH2 homolog
Exons: 12
Coding region: 388-1470 (360 amino acids)
Source: RefSeq, a predicted model, not a curated record